UUUCUUCCUCGACGAGAACUUGAUUGACCUUUAACCCCUGACCCCAAGGCACCAGGAGGAUACUGGGAUUACUUCGAGGGAGGAACAUGGAGGCCCUAACGGUACCACCUUUGCCCCCUAUGCCACCGAUGGGGAGGAAGAGGAUCACAACAAGGGGCGGGGUCCCGCAAUUGACCACCAAAAGCUCGACAGAUCUACUCCCGAUCGAAAUGCGACUGGGGACAAGUAAAGAUGCUCAACCGGCGGCUAUCGUCAAACAGCGCCAAGUCCUACGCCUGGAGGUGCCCGGUGAACCGACCCGCAGGAAAUCGUCCACGGACAUAGAACACCAGCGACGGGCUGCAGAACUGCACUUCGAAUCAACGUCUCUGGUGGAGGGCGGUAUUUACAUCAGAUGUACGUUGAAUGACAUGGAGACGUUUGCCCAACUGAGUACAUCCGUUUUAAAAAGCGGGGUCCCCACGGAAAAGGCUAAACUACACGGGGUAUCUCGAAGCUUACAAACGAACAGCAACGGUAGACAAACAGCAGCCUUGCGUCUCGGGCCAAUGCUCCUCCAAACACCGUUCGAAAUUACUGAAAAUACCGAUGCAAAAGCUUUGCCUAUUAUUGGAAUAGAUGUCUUAAGGAGAUGCAGGUGUGUGAUCGACUUGGACCGGUCCAUUUUAAGAGUGGGUGGAGCUCUCGGCGGAUCCAUUCCCCUCCUUUCAGAAGAUGAUGUUUUCCACGAUUCCAGAUUGGUACGGUCCAUGUCAUCAUUGAUCUGACGUACAAGACGGACGCGUCGGACGAUACCAUCUUGUCAAAUGGGGGU
Strongylocentrotus purpuratus (purple sea urchin) is the source of this 814-nucleotide messenger RNA. RefSeq lists its product as uncharacterized. Bases 87 to 767 code for a protein of 226 amino acids. The transcript is spliced from 6 exons. NCBI's taxonomy places the organism in Eukaryota, Metazoa, Echinodermata, Echinoidea, Camarodonta, Strongylocentrotidae. The record is from RefSeq and is a predicted model, not a curated record.